UGCAGCUAGCCAUGGCUUCUUCUUCAAAAUUGCUGGCCUUUCUGCCGUUGUUGUUACUGUCUUCGUCCUUUGUGAGUCGUGUGGCGUUGGCUGCACCCGACUAUUCAGAGGCGCUGAAGAAGGCGAUCCUCUUCUUUGAGGCUCAGAGGUCGGGAAAGCUGCCUGCGAAUCAGAGGGUGCAGUGGAGAGGCGACUCCGCCGUCCGAGAUGGAAGCACCGCCGGUGUUGAUCUAUCAGGAGGGUACUACGACUCCGGCGACAACGUGAAGUUCGGGCUUCCGAUGGCUUUCACGGUGACGAUGUUGGCGUGGGGGGCGAUCGAGUUCGGGAGCCAACUACAGGCGGCGGAGCAGCUGAGGUUGACGGAGGAGGCGAUCAGGUGGGGGACGGACUACCUGCUGAAGACCCACCCGGAGCCCAACGUCGUGUACGCCGAGGUCGGUGCUGGCGCUUCCGACCACGUCUGUUGGCAGAGGCCGGAGGACAUGACGACGCCCAGGACGGUCGCCGUCGUCAACCAGGACCACCCUGGCUCCGACCUCGCCGGCGAAACUGCGGCCGCCCUCGCCGCUUCCUCCAUCGUUUUCCGGUCGUCCGAUGCCCAGUACGCUCAUCUUCUCGUCACCCACGCGAAGCAGCUCUUCGUGUUUGCAAACAACUUCAAAGGGCGGUACUCGGACAGCAUCCCAGAUGCGAGGACCUUCUAUCCAAGCACUAGCUACGACGAUGAACUGUUGUGGGCAGCGGCGUGGCUGUACCAUGCCACAAAAGAGCAGCAAUACUUGGAUUACCUUCAUAACGCCAACAAUAUUGGUGGUGGCCAGUCUUACUUCUCAUGGGACGACAAAUUUGUUGGAGCUCAAACCCUCGUUGCAAAGCUUGUUCUGCAAGGAAAACUUGCAAAGGAAGGAAGAUGGCAAGAGUACCAGCAGGGAGCAGAAGGAUAUAUAUGCUCAUGCAUCCAAAAGGGAAGCUUCAACAUAAGGAGGACCCCUGGAGGCCUGCUUUGGUGGCAGGAUGGAAACAAUCUUCAGUACACAUCCGCUGCCACCUUCAUCUUGGUUGCCUAUGCAGGUUACUUGGCUUCUGCUGGCGGAGCUCCGCCACUUCAGUGCCCAGGCGGCGCCGCCAAGCCCACUGAACUUGUCCAUUUUGCACGUUCUCAGGUGGACUACAUCCUGGGCCAGAACCCUAAAUCCAUGAGUUACAUGGUUGGGUUCGGCAGCAGCUACCCAGCUCAAGUCCACCACCGCGCCGCGUCCAUCGUCUCGAUCAACCAUGACCCUUCGCCGGUGGGCUGUUCCGACGGCUUCAGCGAGUGGUUCAACAAGGAUGCACCCAACCCCAACGUGCUGGUGGGUGCGGUCGUCGGCGGACCGGACGUGAAUGAUGCCUAUAAUGGUGUUAGGAGCAACUCGGCGCAGACCGAGCCCAGCACCUACACUGCUGGUGCCCUUGUUGGUGUCCUGGCCAGGUUGACCGCCCCUUGA
Messenger RNA from Nymphaea colorata (pocket water lily), 1490 nucleotides. Its product is annotated as endoglucanase 13-like. The record is from RefSeq and is a predicted model, not a curated record. The transcript has 6 exons. Gene Ontology annotation, molecular function: hydrolase activity, hydrolyzing O-glycosyl compounds. Gene Ontology annotation, biological process: carbohydrate metabolic process. The coding region runs from base 12 to 1490 and encodes 492 amino acids. NCBI's taxonomy places the organism in Eukaryota, Viridiplantae, Streptophyta, Magnoliopsida, Nymphaeales, Nymphaeaceae.